Drosophila persimilis is the source of this 628-nucleotide messenger RNA. Its product is annotated as selenoprotein F. The record is from RefSeq and is a predicted model, not a curated record. Lineage: Eukaryota; Metazoa; Arthropoda; Insecta; Diptera; Drosophilidae. Bases 27 to 566 code for a protein of 179 amino acids. The transcript has 3 exons. Gene Ontology annotation, molecular function: oxidoreductase activity. Gene Ontology annotation, cellular component: endoplasmic reticulum lumen.
AAAUUUAAUUAGAAUUAUCCUAAAUUAUGCAGAAACUUGUACUUUUUACACUCGUAGCUAUUACUUGCCAGCAAACCCAUGCCGAAUUCACGGCCGCCGACUGUCGGGAGCUGGGCUUCAUUAAGGCCCAGUUAAUGUGCUCCAGUUGCGACAAACUGGAUGACUUUGGCCUGGAGACCCUCAAGACCCCGUGCAAGCAGUGCUGCACUCUGGACCAGCAGCCGGCGGCACAGCGCACCUAUGCCAAGGCCAUUCUGGAGGUGUGCACCUGCAAGUUCCGUGCCUAUCCCCAGAUACAGGCCUUCAUCCAGAGCGGACGACCCGCCAAGUUCCCCAAUCUCCAGAUCAAGUAUGUCCGUGGGCUGGAUCCCGUGGUGAAGCUGCUCGAUGACGCUGGCAAGGUUCAGGAGACACUGUCCAUAACCAAGUGGAACACGGACACCGUGGAGGAGUUCUUUGAGACGCAUCUGGCCAAGGAUGGCAAGGGCAAGAGCUCCUACAGUGUAGUCGAGGAGGCAGUCGACGACGACGACGACGAUGAUUAUCUGCUUACGAAUAAAGUUUGAAAUCUUGAUUCCAAUAAAAUACAUUCCACAGUUUUAGAGUGACUGAGGAUGGUACAAGAGAA